Sphaeramia orbicularis (orbiculate cardinalfish) is the source of this 5594-nucleotide messenger RNA. It is a transcript of the gene virma, whose product is annotated as vir like m6A methyltransferase associated. Gene Ontology annotation, biological process: methylation; mRNA modification. The coding region runs from base 35 to 5575 and encodes 1846 amino acids. Gene Ontology annotation, molecular function: methyltransferase activity; RNA binding. The record is from RefSeq and is a predicted model, not a curated record. Gene Ontology annotation, cellular component: RNA N6-methyladenosine methyltransferase complex. Lineage: Eukaryota; Metazoa; Chordata; Actinopteri; Kurtiformes; Apogonidae. The transcript has 26 exons.
AGUUACCCCUGGCCAAGCGGACAGUAUUACAACGAUGGCGGGGGACUCUCCAACGGAGCUUCUUUUUCUGGAUACGUUUAAGCAUCAGAGUGCAGAGUUAACCAACGUAGAUGUGGUGCGGUUUCCCUGCGGGGUGUUGAUCACAGAAGUGCGGGUUAUUCCUCCAGGGAUCAAAGCUCACAGCAACUUACCGGACAGCAGAGCAUUUGGGGAGACAUCUCCUCAUGCUUUCCAGCUGGAGCUGUUCUUCAAUAAUGUCACCAAACCCAACAGUCCCACCUUCCACAGAUUGGGCAGUCUUGAAUAUGAUGAGAACAAGUCUAUUGUCUUCCGCCCAAGUGGAAAGGUGAACACAGAUGGCCUAGUGCUGCGUGGCUGGUACACCAGUCUGACUGUUGCAGUGUAUGGGACAGCAGAGCGCUCACAUGGACAUGACCAAGACUCACCCCCCCCUCCACCACCUCCACCCCCCCAACAGCCAAGUGGUCUCAAGAGGAUCGUUAAACAAGAGUGGGAAAAAGAUGACCAGUACAAUGGCAGUCCACCCAGACAAGGACCAAGGGGGCCUCGAACCCCACCGGGACCUCCACCACCAGACGACGAUGACGAGGAGCAAGUCCCAGUGACAGUGGGCGUGGUCAAAGAAGAGACAUGUGAGGGUCGUGAUGACUACCUGGAAGCCGUCUCACCUGAAAGAUCACUACCAGCCGAUGAAACCUAUUCUGAUGCUGAACAAGAGGAAGAAGGUGACGAUGAGGAGGAAGAAGAGCAGGAGGAGGAGGAAGAUGCGCGAACAGAAGGGAGCGCCCUGGAGGAGGAAGAGGAAGAAGACGAGGAGGAAGAUGAGGGUGAGGAAGAGGAAGAGGAGAUGGAGGAAGGUGAUGAUGGCUACGAGCAGAUUUCCAGUGAUGAAGAUGACCUGGACAAUGGCAGUUUCAAGUUGCAAACUUUUGACAUGGUCUAUACUCCUGAGGACUUGGCAUCAGUUCCCCCAGUUCAGUAUGAUCCCUAUGAGCGAGAACUCAGGCCCUUGCUCUUCUUCAACCCUCCUUAUAAAACACGUUUUGACACCCAGCUGGAAAAGGCUAGUGUGGAGGAGCCCAUUGAUCCUGGUGGUACUGAAGGACCCGCAGCCGGAGAGGAUGCUGAGGCUGUUGCUCAGUUGAAAGAGUUGCUAACUAGCAUCAGCGAUGACAGAGAUGCACGAUGGGUCAAUGCCCUAGAGGAGGCCCCUGGACUCCUGGGUAAAGGGUUGGCUUAUCUAAUCAAACAGAGUGAAGGGGAGAGCGAGGGGGAAGACCCUGUUGGAAUUCUGGUCCAGUGGGCUCUACAGGCUCUCAGUAUGGAUAUUGCUCUCACACAACCCAUUGCACUUAACCUCAGACAACUGAAAGCUGGUGCCAAGCUAGCAUCCCAUCUGGCAGAGUGUCCUCAGGGCCUCACCAUUCUUCUGCGUGAAGGUGCCCUGGGCGUGCUGCUGGAGCUGCUCCAUACAGAUCACAUCUCCUCAACACUGAAGCUGAGCAUCAUAAGGGCUCUGGAUGCUCUGACCAGUGCUCCUGAAGGGGUGGAAAUUUUCCUAAACACAGGAGACUCAGAGAAGAGCGGCUAUCAGCGUUUAGUUCAGCUUUUCCUGCAUGAAGAAACUGUGAGGGUUAUAACAGCUGGAAAUGCCAUAUUACAGAAAAGCCACGUUUAUGAGGUUCUUGCUGAUUUACAGCGAUCAGCAGCUGCACUGAGUGAAUCUCCACAGGUACAAGCACACACAACUACUUCAUUCACACUUAUUUGUCAAAAUAUUGGGUAUAUUUAUUAUGAUGACUGUUGCUGUUAUUUACAGGAGGAGAUGGAAGGAGCCGAGAGUCCCAUGGAGGAGGAACCAUCACUGAGUUCCUCCCCUGUGAGUGAGGCAGAGCUUGAUAGGCUGGCAGGUGUUUUGGAAGAGUUACAUCACCUGUUAGAGACUGCUCCUCACUGCAUGGUCCAGCCCCCUGGGAAAGCUUUCCCGACCACUGUUAGGAUAACAGGACCGCAAGAGAGGGACGACCCAUACCCAACACUCUACAGGUAUAUGCAUGCCUGCCAUUUCUUGGAAAGUACAACAGUCGUGUUGUCGGUGGCUGCAGCAGCGGGGCACUUAGGAGUCAUCCAAGCCAUUAAAGAACUCUUACGGUUCCUAUCACUCACCCAGUCCGGCCUCCUCUUCCUUCUGGCCCAGCCCACUCCAUCCAACCUCCUGCUGCGUCUCCUGGCUUCGGUGGCCGAGGCAGAAGGCGAGGAGACCACCUUGACAGGAGGAGAGGGUGGGGGUCUCACAGGGCCAGGGUUUGGUGAAGAGGGCUUUGGUGUCUGGCUCAUGCAGGCGCUACAUGCUCUGCAGGGUGUGUCAGAGCUCAUGAGCCACGUUGCCACAGGAGGAGACGGCGGAGUGGGGCUAGAGGAAGGUGACAACCCAGAAGUACUGGGCAUGCUCCACGCACUCUACCUGAUGACUUUCACUCAGACUGGACGCAGCGCUGUGGCUCACGUUCUCAGCUUGGACAACAACCUGUCCUGCCUGGUCACGCUGCUCCAGCACCACAGCAAGGAUGGACAGGGUGAGGCCAAAGCUCGUAAAGCAGUGACGUAUAACUACGCUUGUAUGCUGGUGUUACUGGUGGCACAGAGCUCCAAUGAACUGCGGAUGAUGGAACAGUUUGCUGCUCCUUUGCUGUCCAUAGCGAAGGCCGAUGACACCAAUCCCAAAUUACAGGAGUUGAGUAAAUGGCUGGAGCCUUUGGAGAAACUGCGUUUUGAUAUUGGCAGCAUUCCCACCCUCAUAGACUACAUCAAACAGAAUGUGGAAAAUGUGUUGACGGCCGAGGGAACCGGACUCGUCACUGCUCUCAGGGUCCUCUGUCACAUCGCCUGCCCUCCACCUGCUGUCGAAGGUCAGCAGAGGGAUCUUAAGUGGAGUCUUGCUGGCGUCCAGUUGUUUUCUGGUGAAGGUCUUGACACAUGUGUGCGUGUCCUGCAGAAACUGUGCAGUGUGCUGCUGCAGCCGUGGCGUGUUCAUGGGCACAUGGGCCCCACACCGCAGCGCUGCAUGAUCCUCAGUAUAUGUAUCAGCACACUGCGGUUGUUGCGGACCAUGCUGACGGAGCUGCUGCGUGGGGGAGCAUUUCAGUUCAGAGACACUCGCGUUGCAAGCGUGUUAGUGACACUCCACAUGAUAGUCUGCUCCAUCCCUGCGUCUGGUCGCCUAGACGGGGAGGAGACAAGAGUGCAGGCGCUGAUUGUGGACAUACUGCUCACCUUCACACAGGGAGUGAAUGAGGAGGUGACUCAUACCGAAGAGACCCUGGCCAGUAACACGUGGUCUCUGAUGCUUAAAGAGGUUUUGUGUUCACUUCUGAAAGCUCCUGAAGGUCUGUUUUCAGGCCUGACACUGCUGUCUGAGCUCCUUCCUCUGCCGCUGCCAAUGCAGAGCACUCAGGUCAUUUCAGUCCAAGAUGUGGCUGUAGCCUUAAACACAAGGAAACUGUGGAGCAUGCACCUACGGGCAAAGUGGAAGGAGUUUUCGGAGGCGUUGAGGUGUGUGUGCGCCACCAGCUGCCCUCCUCUCCUCGCCAUGCUGAGGAGAGUGUGUGUCCAACUGGCAGACCUGUCCUCACCCACUGCAACCCUCAUCAUGAAGACCCUACUGGAGCUGCUGCUAGAAGAACUUCAGCCGACGGAAGGGAAAGGCGUGUGUUGGGGACAAGUCCUCCGGCUGCUUUCUUUGAUGGACGCCCUGGUGUCACAGAGAGCUUGUAAGAGCGCAUCGUUACACCUGCUCUCUGGGUCUGUAUCUGGAGACGAACAACUAGCCGAUCUGUUUCCACUGCUGCUGUCACUGCUGGUUCCCCCUGCAGACCACUCCUUACAGCAGCAGUGCAGUGAAGUAGUUGGCACUAUUUUACAGUCACUAUGUGACCAGGAUAUUUCUCUGGUGGUUUCUCCACCUGGUGAAGGCUGUGUGUCUGAGGUAGAGCAGCUAGCUAACUCACUUCCUGGACGAGAGAUGAUGUCAUCUGUAUGCAACGCCUUGUUGGAGGUUUUGGGAAACGCAGAGAGCAGUGCACCACUUCUACUUACCUGCAUCAGAACGCUGACAUUCCUCACAGAACACGACUAUGGACUGUAUCAUCUCAAAGUUUCUUUGAAGAAACAUGGUGCUAGUUUGUGCUCCUUGUUGAAGAGACUAGUGUUUCCCUUUAAAAAGGACACGGCGGAUCUCCUGUCCACUCUGCUGGACUUCCUCAGACAGAUCCUCAACACAGAAUCAAUGUGUGUUGAGGAGGGACAAGGGUCUGGUGAGGAUGUGGGCUUCGUUCCUCCUCGGUUGUUGACGGGCUCUGAGAUGAAAGCUCUGCUGCAGUGGGAGGAGUCGGACUCACAUCCUCUUCCAACUUUGGAGAAACAAAUUACGAAACUAUGUAAAGAGGAUGAGUCAUUGGAGACGAUGCUGGAAAAUGUGAUUGUUCUAAGGCAGACGCUGGAGACGGCCAGUGAUACGCCUCCUGCUGCUGAUACUGAACCCACUCUGCCUGCACCUGAGACACUUGGAGCACAGUUUAAUCACAGGACUGUGUUCAUUCUGUCUGAAGCUCUGGAUGAACAGCUGAAGGCUCUGUGGUUUUCUCCCUUUCAAACUGAUGAUAUUGAAUCAGAUGUUGAUAUGGUGAAGGUGGAUCUCGUUGGUCUGGCUCAGGAAUGUUGUCCAGAGUUGGACUUGAAGGCUGAGUUGGAGCGCUCCUUCCUAUCAGAGCCAUCCUCUCCCGGUCACACUAAGGCCCCCAAAGGCUCCAGACUCGGCAAACACAAGCAUGAGACUUUCAUCACAUCAAGUGGUAAACUGGAUUAUGUGGAGCCUGCUAAGAGAGCCCACAUCAUGGCAGCACCACGAGGCCGUGGAGGUCGUGGUGGGUUUGGACAGAAUGCCUCCCGACCCCAUGAUCUCUUCCGGCAGCGCAAACAGAAUACCUCUCGACCUCCCAGCAUGCACGUGGAUGACUUUGUGGCAGCAGAGUUUAAAGACAUUACAACCCCACUUGGACUUUUACCUCCUAAACGCCCCCCAAAGAGCUCCCCUAAACCCCCAACUAGAGGACUGUUCACUGGUAACAGAGGCAGAGCCACCUUUCACAGCCAGACACGCUUCUUCACUCCACCUCAACCUAAAGGCGUUCUGCUGUCUGGUAAUUACACUCGAAGGGAGGGCGGCCGUGGCUCUUCAUGGAGCGGCCAAGUUCCAGCUGUCACUCACAGAGGAACCUACAGUGAACCCCGCGGAGGUCAGAGCAACUUCACACGUGGACCUCUGCCCUCCAGACAACCACCUGCAAGUGCAUAUCGCUUGGCACCACGGGACAGAGCUCCACGAGGCAGAGGCGGCACCGGGCUGUCAUGGCUUAGUGGAGGAGGAGGAGCCGGCGGUGCAGGCGCUGGCGGAGGUGGAGGAGGGGGAGGAGGAAGAGGAUCUCAAGGGAGCAAGUUCAGUGGCGGAGGGAGUGGGGGUGGAAGGGGCAGACAUGUUCGCUCCUUUACCAGGUAAAUUCACCUGGGUAAUGACU